Molecule: messenger RNA, 1547 nt
Organism: Condylostylus longicornis
Lineage: Eukaryota; Metazoa; Arthropoda; Insecta; Diptera; Dolichopodidae
Gene: Nsun5
Product: 28S rRNA (cytosine-C(5))-methyltransferase
Exons: 2
Coding region: 101-1447 (448 amino acids)
Biological process (GO): rRNA base methylation
Cellular component (GO): nucleolus
Molecular function (GO): methyltransferase activity
Source: RefSeq, a predicted model, not a curated record
GCAUGUGCUCUUUGUUUAUAUAUUAAUUUUGCUUUAUUUUAUGAUAGAUCAGAUACGUUUUUAGUUUUCAUUGUUUUGGAUGUAAAUCUAUUUAAAUAAUAUGGAAACUGAUUCAGGUACACGAAAAAAAAACAAACCAGGUUUUGUUCAUUCAAUAAAAGUACCAACGCAAUAUAAAAGGGCAGCUCUAAUAUUCAAAAAUGCAAUUGAAAAAAAGAAAUCACUAAAAAGUUUGAUAUACGAAGAAAAGCAUGCCAAAAUUGAUAAAUUAUUCCCAUUAUUUCAAAAAUAUAAUGAUAACAUGAAAGCUAUAGAAAAUGCAAUUACAGAAACCAAAAUUUUGGAAGAUAACAAAAGUUUCAACCCAUACUUAUGUCGUGUGCUGAUUACAGAUUUAUUUUUUUUAACUCAAAAACUUAAUGGUGAAUCGAGACCUGUUAAAACGGUUUUAGAAUACCAGGAAAAACUAUCCAAAUAUCUAAAUGAAAACAAAUUUAAGAGAGAAAACAAACCCAGUUUUGGAAAACCACGUUACAUUCGAGUGAAUACAAAUUUAUUUUCGAUUGAUGAAGCAAUUCAAUACUUUGAAAGAGAAGGGUUUUAUAAAUGUAAUUAUGAUGAAAACGAUUAUGAUGAUUAUUUAAGGGUGAUUAAAGAACUAAAAGAAGAAGAAUACGCAAUUGACAUUCAUAUUCCAGAAUUAUUUAUUUUUUCUUCCUUAACAAGAAAAUAUUGGGCUACAAACGAAUAUGUAGAGAAGAAAAAAUUUGCCCUACAAGAUAAAGCCACUUGUCUCGUUGCCAAAUUAUUAAAUCCGCCGGAAAAUUCAAUUAUAUUAGAUAUGUGCGCGGCACCUGGCAUGAAAACAAUUCAUCUAUCAAAUUUAAUUAGAAAUUCUGGAACAAUUUUUGCAGUUGAGCGUAAUAUUGAUCGAUAUAAUGUUUUAGUUAAUAUGGUUAAAUCAUCAGAUGCAAAAUGUGUAAAAACAAUAAAUGAUGAUGCUCUUCAAUUAAAUUUGGAAGAUUUUACCAAUGUGGAAUAUAUUGUAGUUGAUCCACCAUGCUCAGGUUCUGGCAUGCAAAAUCGUUUGACGUUAGGUACAGAAACAAAAGACGAAGACAGAUUAUGGAAACUUGCAGGAUUGCAAAUCAAGCUUCUACAAAGCGCUUUAAGCAAUUUUCCCAAUGUAAAAAAAGUAAUUUAUUCAACUUGCUCAUUAUAUCCAGAGGAAAAUGAAGUUGUAGUGCAGACUUGCUUGCAAAGGUGUCAAAACUUUAAACUAUUAAAUAUUAAAAAAGAUUUGAGGAAAAUGUGGAAAAAUACCGGUGAUACUAAGUAUAAAGGUAUAGGAAAACAUUGUUUGUAUUCUCUACCAGAAAUUGAUAAGACUGAUGGGAUAUUCAUAGCUCUCUUUGAAAGAAAAAAAGAAGAAUCAGAUUACAAUUAGGCAUUACUAACAUUUUUCAAAGGACUAUUUUUCAUAAUCUGUUAAAAAAAAUAAAGAUUUUCCAUGAUAAGACACGAUUUAUAAACCAAAGCAUUUCUAG